CUGCCUUGAACACAAACAACAGCCCCUCUUCCAUUUCUCUUUUCCCUCCUACAUCCAAACUACCCUGGCUUCACUUCUCACACCAUACAAUAAUCAUACUCAUCAGUCAGUGAGCUCACAUGGAUUAACAGUCAAGUCACAAUUUAGUCUUUAACGGCCUACUAGGGAACAGUCACUUGCACCUAUUACACUCGCCCUAGCCCCUUCCCAGCUUAGGAUCGCAGGACCUCGGGACCACAGAACCGAAGGAUCGCAGUACCAAAAGAUCGCAGGAUCGCAAGAAUAUAGGACCGCAGAACAUCAGACCGAUUUACUCCAAACACUGUCAUCUCCAAAAUGGAUUCUGACACAUCCAACUUCACCCACUCAGUCCAAACUGGACGCGGCACAUCCAUCGGCAUGAGCGAUAAUAUCCUCUUGUCAUGGCCAACCACUUCGAUCAUGGGAGCUUUCAUUUUGGCCUGGCUCAUGUUGUGUGCCUCUCUACGCUUUAGACGCAUCAAUGGCCUACAAAAACGCAUGGGCUACACUGACCGUGCUUCUCUUGCCGGCAUGAGCAACAUUGAUGCCCAGCUCAUUCUCAAGCACCUCAUCGAGUAUGAGUUUCCCAAGUUCUACCUGCUUUCACUCCAGUUCGCCAUCUUCAAGACUUAUGGCUUCGAGACCGUAUCCAAGCUCAUCGUUGCCACCAAGAACCUGGCCGAUCCGGAGAAUGCGCAGAAGAGAUACGAGGACACAACCAUCAUCUUUGGCGAAUUCUCCAUGAACCCUCCAACCUCGGACCGCGCCCUCAAAGCCAUCUCCCGCAUGAACUUUCUCCAUAGCAGCUACAAGGCCCGUAACCAAAUCUCCAAUGCCGAUUUUCUGUACACCCUCGCCGUCUGCGUCACGGAGCCCAUCCACUUCAUGCGCUUCUACGAGUGGCGCGACCUCACCGACAUGGAGGUCUGCGCCAUCGGAACCCACUGGAAGUCCAUCGGCGACGCCAUGGAUAUCCAGUACAAGGGCUACCUCACCCAGGACUCUUGGGCUGACGGCAUCGAAUUCGUCAACGACAUCACCGCGUGGGCCAAGCGCUACGAGAUCGAGGCCAUGAAGCCCGCGGGAACCAACAUUCGCGCUGGCGCCCAGCUGACACGAAUGCUUCUCUGGCACGUUCCGGGCUUUGCUAAGCCGUUUGCGAAAGAGGUUUUGACUGUCCUCAUGGGAGAACGUGUUCGUGAUACAUUCUGCUUCCCGGAACCAGGCAUCGUCGCCUCCUUCACGGCCUACGCCGCCCUCGUCGCCCGCCGCUUCUUCGUCCGCCACUUGAUGCUCCCCCGCUUCUCCCCCGUCAUCUUCUUCUCCGACCCGGAUCCCAAGACGGGCCGCAUCCUGCACCACGACUACCUUGUUCACCCAUACUACAUCCCCGCCACCUUCUGGAACCGCUGGGGCCCCGUCGCGCUGAUCACCCGUCUCCUCGGGGGUACCGUCCCCAGCUCAGAAAAGAUGAUGCCGAACGGCUUUCUCGUUGAGGACAUUGGUCCCAAGGAGAAGAUGGGCAAGGGUUCCGCUGAGUUGGCUGAGGGAGUUGAGAUGCUCCGCUGUCGCGGCCGCGGUGCCUGUCCCUUUUCGGGAUGAGUCAGUCGUAUACCCAUACGAUACGAGGAUGAGGCAGUGGGAGAAGAUAUACAAGCACGAGGCUUUGCGAAUUCGUUGCUUCCGAGAAGGAGGCUCAUGAACAGGCGUUUUGGUUUCUUCCAUGGACGAAGGUUAGAUAUCCUAGGUCGGCCUGGUUGGCCUACCAGGAGUUUCGCGUACAUAGCUUCGUAUACUCAGGGCAUAAUACAU
Messenger RNA from Colletotrichum godetiae, 1833 nucleotides. RefSeq lists its product as uncharacterized. The transcript is spliced from 5 exons. The record is from RefSeq and is a predicted model, not a curated record. Bases 337 to 1623 code for a protein of 428 amino acids. NCBI's taxonomy places the organism in Eukaryota, Fungi, Ascomycota, Sordariomycetes, Glomerellales, Glomerellaceae. Gene Ontology annotation, molecular function: oxidoreductase activity.